Molecule: messenger RNA, 864 nt
Organism: Nothoprocta perdicaria
Lineage: Eukaryota; Metazoa; Chordata; Aves; Tinamiformes; Tinamidae
Gene: ICOS
Product: inducible T cell costimulator
Exons: 6
Coding region: 40-678 (212 amino acids)
Biological process (GO): T cell costimulation; cell-cell adhesion; T cell tolerance induction
Source: RefSeq, a predicted model, not a curated record
UCAGGAGGCAGAAGGCUGCUGUCUCUAUGUCAGGCAAGCAUGAAGUUGGCGGCUGUCACCGUCUGGCUCCUCUGCUUUCAGUUUGAGCCCCUGUGGGGAGCUGACACCUGCUCAUCACGAUUAUGCAAAAAUAUAGAUCGGCCUCAUGUCUCUGACCCGCAGCUGGUGGUGGAUUUUAGUAGCGGAAACUUCAAGCUCACCUUCCACAACCCCAAAAACGUGAGCGAGUUCAGCAUGAUCCUCCUCAAAGGGCACGAAAAGCAGCAGAUCUGCGCGCUCCACGUGAGCAAAGGGCGAGCCAUUCCCGAGAGCAACGUCACCUACUGUGAUGCAGAGCACUCCAACAGCAGCACCACCUUCACUCUCAAAAACCUGGACAGAAAGCACACGGGCAUCUAUACCUGCUGCCUGGAGGUGUUCUUGCCCCCUCCUUACAUAGAGUGCAGGCUGAACGAAACCUAUCUGUACAUCCCAGAUAAGGAAAAGUGCCUCUCUCCAGGACUUGUGUCAGGGAUAGCUAUUGGACUGACAGCAUUUGCCAUGAUCUCCUGUGUCUGCUGUGUGGUAGUCUGCUGCCUGAGGAACAAGAAUCAACAGUGUGACUCCAACUCCCACGAGUACAACAGCGAGUACAUGCCCAUGGCAGCAGUGAACGCCGCCAAGAAGCCAAGAAUCUGAGGUAUAAGCAAUUCCUGGCAUAGAAACCCUGGCAACAGGAGCCUGCAGCUACUGAAACCUGGACAAGAGGAAAUCGGCAUCUUCCCACCCUCCCUGAGCUCUCAGGAUGGGCCUGUGCUCAGCCUCGAGACACAGCUCGAGUCCCAUCCGCAGCUGUUCUGCCCAUGCUCCUUGAUCCACUGACCU